ACAGCUCCACAAACAAGUUGAGUGAUGGCGACUUUUUUAACGACAUCUUCAUUCUUCAGACUAUAACAACAGAAGCAGACCUUAAAAGAAAAGCGUUUACCAUUAUCCUGCACAGGAAUUAGGGAGAAAAAAAAAGAAAAAAGAGAUGAAGAAUUCUGGUAUUUUCUUUCUGAUAUCACUCUUAACAAUUUGCAUCAUAACCAUCCGUGUAAUGGGUCAAGAUAGCACAAACGAAACGACAAUGUCGCUACAACAACUACUAAUUGCUGUUCCUGUUAGAGAUGAGUUGAACGAAUUUGUAAGGGUCAUAAAAUCGAGCGACGGAGAGAUACAGAACUACACUGGUUUCUCCAUCAAGAUGUUCGAAGCAGCGGCUGUGAUCGUUGGCUCUUCGUUUAAGUACAAAUUCGUUCCCUACACUAUGCCCAAUGGGGCCUUGAAAGGCAGUUUUAAUCAAAUGCUCCUGGACGUGCAGGAUAAGGAGAAGAAUCUCCACGGUGCAGUUGGGGAUAUAACAAUAUUAUCCCAAAGAAUGAAUUGGGUGGAUUUUACAACACCAUACUUGGACACCGAGGAGCGUAUUCUGCUACCGUUGCGGGGAGAAAGAGAUGUGCUGAAACCAUUCACAACAAUAAUUCUGGUUGUAGCCGUUACAUUGGGCUUUGGCAUCUUGGUUGCAGUAAUGUUCUGGAUUUGGAAACUUUGUAAGUACAACAAUGCAUCAUCGUUGACACAACCCUCAGGGAAUAGGGAUGUCUACUGGAAAAGAACGAUACUGGGAUCCAUAAUGUAUACAAGAGCAGUGAUUAUACUAGUCCUUAUGGUGUUACUUGUCAUUAUAGCUUGUUAUGUGCCACUCCAAAUUUCAUUCAUUUCAACACAACCUCUAGUUAGUGACAUUAAGGACCUGAAUGACCUAAUCAGGAAAAGAUCGAUCGUGGGCUAUCGACUAGGAGCCUUCAUGAAUGAUACAUUGGUUUAUAAUCAAGUGCCAGAAUCACAAUUAAGGGAGUUGCGGUCACAAGAUGAAAUGUAUAUCAAGUUAAAAAAAGGAGGCAAAAAUGGCGGUGUUGAUGCUGUUGUUGCUGGGGUACAUCAUCUCAAGAUGUUCCAAGACAAAUAUUGUAAUGAAUUUACCCUUGCUCCACAUUUUCGUCUCCCAUCUGCAGGAUUUGGCUUUGCUUUCCAAAAACAUUUACCUUCAGAAUUUGCUACUACAGUAGAUAAAUUCUCGGCAGCAAUUGUGCAACUUAUUGACAAUAAUAGAAAAAUCAGUGAGAUUCGAGCAUCAACAAUCGGUGAUUUGGAUGAUGUAUGUCAAGAUAAGACUCAAAGAUUGCAAGAUCGUCUUUCUCUCUGGUUUCCAGUCGCAAGUGUCAUAUUUGUGGUAGUUCUUGUGAUUGCCAUGCUUAUAUCUUACAGCGGAACACUCAUGUGCAUGAAGAAGUAAAAUAAGUUGUCAGUCUCCCAACACGCACCUAUAUUACCUUGCUGUAUAUAACAUGUACUAUAAUAAUGUUUUAGUUCAUUUCUAAUUUAAAGAGUUUUCUCAUAGCCCCAUUAUAUUUUGUCUUUCCCCUUUCAUUUCUCUUCUUCUAGAUCUUUAACGCAUGUUCCUUGUAAGCUUAUAAUGCCAUCGAUCAAUUUCUAAAACUAUACUCUAAAUUUAAAUAAUAUAUUUAGUAUUCUAAA
Messenger RNA from Spinacia oleracea (spinach), 1692 nucleotides. RefSeq names its product glutamate receptor 2.6-like. The record is from RefSeq and is a predicted model, not a curated record. Lineage: Eukaryota; Viridiplantae; Streptophyta; Magnoliopsida; Caryophyllales; Amaranthaceae. The transcript has 4 exons. The coding region runs from base 146 to 1450 and encodes 434 amino acids. Gene Ontology annotation, cellular component: membrane. Gene Ontology annotation, molecular function: ligand-gated monoatomic ion channel activity.